Molecule: messenger RNA, 2585 nt
Organism: Musa acuminata AAA Group (dessert banana)
Lineage: Eukaryota; Viridiplantae; Streptophyta; Magnoliopsida; Zingiberales; Musaceae
Product: PP2A regulatory subunit TAP46-like
Exons: 9
Coding region: 474-797 (107 amino acids)
Biological process (GO): regulation of signal transduction; regulation of dephosphorylation
Cellular component (GO): cytosol
Molecular function (GO): protein phosphatase 2A binding
Source: RefSeq, a predicted model, not a curated record
UUUUUGGACACUCGGAUACUCUUAAACUGGAUUUGGGUAUCUUUGGAAAGCCCGGCUCGGCCCACGCUUUGUAUUCACCUGUUUCUACGCUCCCUCGCGGCCUUGUUCCUUUGAUUUCUUGCUUCCAAUCUUGUAUCGAGGGUUUGUAGUCCACCUCGUUCGGCAUCGAUUGGGUCGACGUGGGAGUGGCAGAUGGAGGCAAGGCAUGCAUCUUCCGAUGCUGUUCGAGGAGGCCUCGAAGAUUCCACUCCAUGGCUUCCGAAUCCUCUGUCGAUCAGGAGGUUCUGAGGAAGGGAAUCCAGGCGUUGCGGCUCUGUGACGAGAUGAUAAGCAAAUUGGGAUUGUUCUGGUCGAAUGAGGCGAAGGAUGAUGUUAGCACCGCUUAACCUGAAGUACUUAUUGCUAAGUGUUCCGUUCAGGUCCCAUUUUUUAUUGGAAAACUGACAGAAAAAGUUGCUGAAGAUGACAGAACAAUGGUUCUCAAAAUUUCUAAGAAUCAUUUGAAGGAGUUCAUUUCAAUUUGUGAAGCUUUGGAGCUUGUGCCUGAAGAGGAGUUAGAAUCUUCUAGUCAAGGAGGUGCUGACACUCGAGCAACUCAAAGGGCAAAAAAGAAUGCUCAUUUCAAACUCCAGAGAGGUGCAGAAGCAAAGCUGCAAGAAAUUAAAGAAAGAAAGGAGAGGCGUCAGCAGUCACUGAGGGAAGCAAAACUCCAGAGAGUUGAUUGUCUUCACCCGUUGAAGCUAGGGAGGAAGAUGUACUUGAUGAUGAUGGCGAGGAGGAAAGAGAGCUUUGCUUAGGGAAUUACAUUGGAUGGCUUUCCAAAAUUUUGUCUAGAGGAUCAUUUUGGACUACUUCAACAAUGAGGCAGCUUCAUUCUUACAGACUUCUCAGUGGUUGCUUUAAUUUUUAAAGCAGCAUCUCAGAUUAUUUCUUAGUAAAACUACAGUUAUGCUUGUUAUAUCUGAAUUUAAACAUUCAUAUUAUUUUGCUCCUGCAGCAACACCAUUAAUGCUUCCACGAGUUCUAAAUGGUUGUUAAAAUAAGAAAUUAGUAGGUUCUGUAAUAUCUAUAUUUAAUGGUCAUUAUAUGUAAAUCAUUGUAGGUGGUUUUCAAGUUUCAACCAUUUUCAUUUUUCAUAUAUCACCUGUAUCUGGAGUCUCCAGUGCAUUUUUCAGCAGUCUACUGGUUUUUAUGCAUUUUACCUCAAUGAAUUUGUUGAAAAGCUGUUAAUAAAUGAUAUAAGCAAAUACCGUUUAUAUAGCACCCAGAUGUUGAUUCUUUGUAUUAACUAUUAAGUUCUGAGUAUCAGUUAUGUUUAUAUUUUCAGGCAUGACUCACGAGUUUGGUCAGAUCAGAAAAUUUCUUUAUUUUGUCUAUUUUGCAAUGCCCUGUUCCUGUUAAUAUGAAUAGUUGUUCUUGUAUUUAUGGAUAUUUUUGGAAUUGCCUUACUUUCAGGCUUUUGAUCUCUUGUACAUGCUGAAGAAAGAGGAAGAGAUGCUUAUUGCUGCAAAAGAGAAGCAAUCAAAGGGAGGAGAAGAUUUUGCUCGUGAGAUCCUUGAUGAGCGGACUAAACAGGCUGAGACUUGGCAUAGGGAUGCGGCAAGUCAAGCAGCAUUUUCAAAACUAGCAGAACCUGUCACAUGCGCGACCUUUGCUCAGGAUGUUAUUGAAGGUAGAGUGAAGCUUUCACAAGCACGAGCACAAGCACCAACCGCUGGUAUUUGGAGCCUUAUUGGUGGAAGAUUAACUAGUGAGAGAAAGAAUGACAGCCCAAGUCUUCCAACCAGAUUUCCGACCAUGAGUAUCGAAGAAGCUGGAUUACAUGAAAUGGGGAUGAUGCAAAAAUGACAGGAGAGAAAUUCCAAGUUCAUGGAGGAAGCAAACUCUUUCCUGGCACGAGGGCACCAGGCCGACGGCCGAGGACGAGGUUGUAGAGGUAGAGAAAGGAUGAUUGGAAAGAUGACGACCGUCGUGGUGCAGGCAAUAAGAAACUCUCACCUUGUGGAACUCCCAAGUCCCGAGAGAGCCGUGAGGUUGCCAGUUUCACUUCGUCGUCAGUAAGCAACAGUUGGCCUCACCCGAUGGCUGCGUUCUUCGGUGUUCUCGUUGUUGUCUUCUCUGCUCCAAUAAGGUGAUUCAUUUCAAGUUAUUCUACUGUACUCGCAAGCAGCAGCGGUUGAGGAUGAACUGACAUCAUCGUUAUCAUCGUUGAUGAAGACAGGACAAAAUAAUUGACGCCUUGAGAUGGAGACAAGCAAAAUAACAGUGUCCAAACCUACACAUGUUCUCUAGAGAAGAAAGGGGCACAUAACACACAGUACUACAUAUCCAAAUAGACAUACGUACAUCAAAGUGCCUCUGUCAAGGAGGAUGGAAGAGAAAGACAGCCAGUUGAGAUGGGAGGAGGGUGACUACUGUAGAAAGGCAUGUCCUUUUUCUCUGCACCAUGUGCCUGCCAAAAUGUGGUGGCCUUCUCAAGGGCACGCCUGGCUCGAAUUUAGGGGGACAGUCCCCUCUGCCACUUGGUCAGAGGCCCAAAGGGAAUGUCUCUGCCACUGGGCUCCAAAAAUUCGACUAAAAGAAAA